Messenger RNA from Necator americanus (New World hookworm), 501 nucleotides. RefSeq lists its product as uncharacterized. The record is from RefSeq and is a predicted model, not a curated record. The coding region runs from base 1 to 501 and encodes 166 amino acids. The transcript has a single exon. Lineage: Eukaryota; Metazoa; Nematoda; Chromadorea; Rhabditida; Ancylostomatidae.
AUGGAGUCUGAGAAGGUGUGGGAGGACAGAAACCCACGGAAAGCCUAUGCUCUACUAAAACAGUAUAGCGGCAAAAUGAAAAGAUGUUCUCCUGUCCUCAACACUGCCAAUGAAGUAAAUGUCGAUGAAGCAACGCUUCCCAUUUUGCGGAAACACUUCAAGACCUUGCUGAACCGGCUAACACCGUCAGCUCCUGAACUCAAGCACGUCCAUAGGCCGACAUACGCGGUUAACGAGGAACCACCAACCGAGGCGGAGGUUCUAGUUUGUAUUCAGAAAAUGAAGAAUGGAAAAUCUGGUGGAGACGACGGGAUUAGCGCAGAAAUGCUAAAAUAUCUUCCCCCGUCUGGGAUUCGUGAGAUGACAAAGAUCAUCCGAUCAAUAUGGAUAGGCGAAAGAAUACCUGAUUCGUGGAGAUACGCUAUCAUAAUUCCCCUCCACAAGAAGUUAUCCGUCACAAACCCAAGGAAUUAUCGAGGAAUCUCUUUGCUGCUUUUUUAA